GUCUUGAUCACGCGAGUACCUGCUACGAGCUCGCCUAUCGAUAGAGCGAAGGUUCUGGAGGAGAAGAUCAGCUCAGUGUAUGCCGGACGUAGUGUUCAUCUCAUUGGUAUGUCCGUCGCUACUUAUGUGAACCGCAGGGUUUCGCGCUUUUCAGGUCACAGCAUGGGUGGACUAGAUUGUCGCUACCUAGUUACGCACUUGAAGAAACGCAAGUUUAAGAUCCUCUCGAUAACAACUAUUGCCACCCCUCAUCGUGGCUCUUCCUUUGCUGACCAUUUCCUCAAAACGGUCGGCCAAGAACGUAUGCCCUCGGUACUCUCCCUUCUUGACCUGCUACCCAACGGUGGCGGAGACGGCAAGGCAUUCGAGUUCCUUACGGUUGGCAAUAUGCGCAAGUUCAACGAGGAUACUUCAGAUGUGCCCGGCGUGAAGUACUACAGUUGGGGCGCAACCUACGAACCUGGUUUGAUUGAUACUUGGAAGUGGUCACACUCCGUGAUCUUCGAGAAGGAAGGGCCGAAUGACGGACUGGUUUCUCUGAAGUCCGCACGAUGGGGGACGUAUCUUGGCACCCUUGAAGAUGUCAAUCAUCUGGAUUUAGUCGGCUGGGUCAACACCGCGCGGUACAAAUGGGCCCAGAUCAUAGGUCGUGAGAUCAAGUUCAAACCCGCAACCUUCUACUUAGGAAUAGCGGACCACUUGGCACGAGUGGCGGAGGAGCAGGAACAUCCGCAGGAACAGAUCUCGCCAGGAGAGCGUUAUGGGAAGAGUCCAAAGGAGCGUGCAGAGAUGGAGGAGAUCCGGCAAGAAGGAGAACGAGCCGAGAUGGCAGAGAGCUUGGAUAAGGCGCAGAAAGAUGAGAGCCGAGGACAGUCAUCGAAGGUGCUACACAAGCAGGAAAGCUCGCGACAAUCUGGCAAGCGCAGCUGA
Messenger RNA from Phanerochaete carnosa HHB-10118-sp, 930 nucleotides. RefSeq lists its product as uncharacterized. The transcript has 5 exons. Gene Ontology annotation, molecular function: triacylglycerol lipase activity. The annotation marks the transcript as partial. NCBI's taxonomy places the organism in Eukaryota, Fungi, Basidiomycota, Agaricomycetes, Polyporales, Phanerochaetaceae. The record is from RefSeq and is a predicted model, not a curated record.